AUGCGGCUCAGCAGAUUGGCAGCAAUGCCGCUGGCUUGCUACCGUGGUGUGUCCGUUCGGGGCAUUCAUUGGGUGGCAAACAAUGCAUUAGAAAAACUGAGUGAGGCGGAGUCAGAUCUGUUGGACGCGGCCAUGGAGUACAACAUAGAUCUGCCCAUCGGUUCUGAAUCGGACGGUGUGGAGAUCGGCAUCUGCCUGCAUCUACUAAGAGUCACGGGUAAGUUCCAGACACAGAAUCACCACCUCGGCACGCAGGGAAAAACAACACGGAGGUGGGCUUCAUCUAUCUGGGAACUCAAGUCUAAAAGGAAGCAAUUCAAUCGCCUCGGUCAAUGGGAUUCGGGAGCAAUUUUCGGCGCUCGAACCCCAACAGCGGCUACUUGGCUGGCCGAGGCGAGGCGUCGGUCAUCUGCUGCUCCUCCUCCGGGGGGUCGAUUAGGGCGUGGGCAUAAGGGUCUUUAUGACACAAUCAACAAUUCGAUUCAUUUUCAGUUAGGUCUUGCUCUAGCUUCUUUAGGGGUUAUUACUUCCUUAGUAGCUCAACAUAUGUACUCUUUACCUCCUUAUGCAUUCAUAGCACAAGACUUUACUACUCAAGCUGCUUUAUAUACUCAUCACCAAUAUAUUGCAGGGUUCAUCAUGACAGGGGCUUUUGCUCAUGGAGCUAUUUUUUUCAUUAGGGAUUACAAUCCGGAACAGAAUGAGGAUAAUGUAUUGGCAAGAAUGUUAGACCAUAAAGAAGCUAUCAUAUCUCAUUUAAGUUGGGCUAGCCUCUUUCUAGGAUUCCAUACCUUGGGCCUUUAUGUUCAUAACGACGUCAUGCUUGCUUUUGGUACUCCAGAAAAGCAAAUCUUGAUCGAACCUAUAUUUUCCCAAUGGAUACAAUCUGCUCAUGGCAAGACGACAUAUGGGUUCGAUAUACUCUUAUUUUCAACGAAUGGCCCCGCUUUCAAUGCGGGUCGAAGCCUAUGGUUGCCCGGAUGGUUGAAUGCUGUUAAUGAGAAUAGUAAUUCGCUUUUCUUAACAAUAGGACCUGGGGAUUUCUUGGUUCAUCAUGCUAUUGCUCUAGGUUUGCAUACAACUACAUUGAUUUUAGUAAAGGGCGCUUUAGAUGCACGCGGUUCCAAAUUAAUGCCAGAUAAAAAGGAUUUUGGAUAUAGUUUUCCUUGUGACGGCCCAGGGCGCGGCGGUACUUGUGAUAUUUCUGCUUGGGACGCAUUUUAUUUGGCAGUUUUCUGGAUGUUAAAUACCAUUGGGUGGGUUACUUUUUAUUGGCAUUGGAAACAUAUCACAUUAUGGCAGGGCAACGUUUCACAAUUUAAUGAAUCCUCCACUUAUUUGAUGGGAUGGUUAAGAGAUUACCUAUGGUUAAACUCUUCACAACUUAUCAAUGGAUAUAAUCCUUUUGGGAUGAAUAGUUUAUCGGUAUGGGCGUGGAUGUUCUUAUUUGGACAUCUUGUUUGGGCUACUGGAUUUAUGUUCUUAAUUUCCUGGCGGGGGUAUUGGCAGGAAUUAAUUGAGACUUUAGCAUGGGCUCAUGAACGCACACCUUUAGCUAAUUUAAUUCGCUGGAGAGAUAAGCCCGUGGCUCUUUCCAUUGUGCAAGCAAGAUUGGUUGGAUUAGCUCACUUUUCCGUGGGUUAUAUAUUCACUUAUGCAGCUUUCUUGAUUGCCUCAACAUCAGGCAAGUUUGGUUAAUUUAGUUUGUUUUUUUGUACUGUAUCAGCACCUAGUUCAUUACUCUUGAUAGAGAGGGAGGAUCUGCCUUUUUAGAUUUCUUUUUCUAUUUAUUUUUCCAUCUAGGAUUAGAACCGUAUACUUGGUAAUAAUAGCAACGACACAUUAUGGCAAAAAAAAGUUUGAUUCAGAGGGAGAAGAAGCGGCAGAAAUUAGAACAGAAAUAUCAUUUGAUUCGUCAAUCUUAAAAAAAAAGAUAAGAAGCAAAGUUUCUCCCUUGAGUUUGAGUGAAAAAACGAAAAUGCGAGAAAAAUUGCAAUCCCUACCGCGUAAUAGUGCACCUACACGCCUUCAUCGACGUUGUUUUUUGACCGGAAGACCUAGAGCUAACUAUCGACAUUUUGGGCUAUCCGGACACGUACUUCGAGAAAUGGUUUAUGAGUGUUUGUUACCGGGUGCAACAAGAUCCAGUUGGUAAGGAUAAAAUACCCUUUCGUAUUUGUAUGGAUUUCUGGAAUUGAUAAUCAUAGAGGAGCCCUCUUUACCAUUAUGUAUAAAUGGACUAUUCUAUUUGUAUAGAUAUUGGUAGAGGGGCGUAUCCAACCCUCUUUUAUCCACUAGUUACCCCUCUUUAGUUUAAGAGUAUAGAGCAGUUUGGUAGCUCAUAAGGCUCAUAACCUUGGGGUUGCGGGUUCGAUUCCCACUACCGGCUCCAUACUCCUUCUUUAUGAUAUAUGCAUGAUAUAAUAUAUACAUCAUGCAUUUGUAUCUGGAUUUUUUGAUUUCCUAAAAGAGUUUUGGUCUAACAGUUUUUUCUCGGAAGAAGCAAAAAAAUAAAAGAAAGAAUAAAAUAUGAAAGAAAA
Molecule: messenger RNA, 2540 nt
Organism: Aegilops tauschii subsp. strangulata
Lineage: Eukaryota; Viridiplantae; Streptophyta; Magnoliopsida; Poales; Poaceae
Source: RefSeq, a predicted model, not a curated record